AUCACAAUUUCGUUUAAUCGAUAAGGAACAAUUUGUUAUUCAUUCAAUUUUCAUUCAAACAAUCUAAACUUUUUUCUAUAAAGAAAUUAAUUUCAACAAAUAAAAAUAAAAUAAAAUGAGUAAUUCAGAAAUCCUUGGACUCCAUCGAAUUACAAAGAAACACUUGAAAGAAUUGUGCAAAAAACACAAACUUUAUCAAACUCCUCAUCUAAAUGACCAACUUUAUUUACAUUUUCAAGGCUUCCAAUUUAUAGAAAACCUUGAAGAAUACACAGGACUUAAAUGUCUUUGGUUGGAAAGUAAUGCUAUUUCAGAAAUUCAAGGUCUUGAUUUUCAAACAGAACUAAAAUGUUUAUUUCUGCAAAAUAAUCUAAUUAAAAAAAUCGAAAAUCUUCAAUGCUGUACUGCACUGGAUACUUUGAAUCUUUCAUCUAAUCAUAUAACAAAAAUUGAAAAUUGCGGAAGUGAUAUUUUACCAGAAUUGUCAACAUUAAAUUUAUCACGGAAUUACUUGAGAAAUAGUGAUGGAAUUCGGGAAUUGGUCAAUUGCAAGAAUUUAUGGUCUUUGGAUUUGUCACAUAAUCGAAUUGAUGAUAUUUUGGUAGUUAAGAUUUUUGCUAAUAUGCCAGAGUUAAGAGUACUGGUCCUACAAGGCAAUCCUGUGGUUAGCAAAGUUCCUCAAUACAGAAAGACUUUGAUUUUAGAAUGUAAGAACUUGACUUACUUAGAUAGUCGCCCAAUAUUUCCAAAAGACCGAGCUUGUGCUGAAGCAUGGAAACGAGGUGGAUACGAAGAAGAACGGAAAGAACACGAUAGAUGGAACCGAAUGGAUCGCAAGAAAAUUCGAGAUAGCGUCAAUGCUACAUUACGUCUCCGACAAAACCUUGGUGCUGGAGAUGUACAAUUGCUAGAAUCAUCCGAUGAAGAAGAUGAGACAAAGAAGCUACGUAAAAUUCCAGAACAAGGAGAUUUGGAAAUAACAGGAGUUAUCAAAAAUGAUAGUGACUCAUCUGAAAGUUCUUCUUUAACUAUUUUUGAUGAUUUGUGCCAAGAAAAAAUCAAACAAUCGAACGACACUGAUACUGAGAAAUCUAAUAUUAUAGAAAUGAUUGAGAAUAUUGAAGAGUUGGAAGAUAAACUAACAAACGAACAAUGUGAUUUACAAAGCAGCAGUGCAGAAAUUGUUUCUAAUGAAGAAAGUAAAAACCUCGAAGUAAAUAAAACGGACAUUGAAGAAUCAACACUCCCAGAAUUUGAAAAAGAUGAAAAAUCUAGUGUCGAAAAGAAAGAAAGUAAUAUUUCUCAAAAUGAAGAUAUAUCGAUUCAAGUUAGCAAAGAAAACGAUGAGUCGUGCUUAUCUUUGUCAAACACGGACUUUUUAGAAGGAAAUGAAACAACAAAAAGUUUUGAUUCAACAUCUUCUGAAAGUUCUUCUGCAUCUUCACCUGAAUCGACUUCAUCUUCGUCUGAGUCAGAAUUUGAAUUAACUGAAUGUGAUAAUAAGUAUGGUGAAGAAUAUAUCACAUCCAAUUUAAUUGAAGAUCAAGAGCUUCUUCAAAUCCAAGCUAAUAACAAAAAUGAAUCAUCCUUAGAUAUGCCUUCCUUAGAAGGAUACGAAUCAAAGAAAAUACAUUCCUUUGAAGAAUACAAAAGUACCAAAGUAGUAGAGUUAGAAACUGAAGAUUUAACAAUACAAGAGUUCGAAGAAAUCGAAGUAAAAGAUAAGCUUCUUCAUAACAAAGAAUCUAGUUUUGAAAUGGAAAAAAAUAAUAUAUCUCAAAGUGAAGAUCAUGAGAUUCUUCAAGAAUCGAUUCAAGUCAGUGAAGGAAACGAUUCGUCGUUCUUGUCUCUAUCAAAUACUGACUUUUCAGAAGAAAAUGAAGAAAAUGAAACAACAAAAAGUCUUGAUUCUUCAUCUUCUUCUGAAAGUUCUUCUACAACUUCCUCUGACUCCACUUCAUCUUCUUGUGAGUCAGAAUUUGAAUUUACAGAACGUGAUAACAAGAACUUUGAAGAACACAUCAUAGCCAAUUUAAAGGAUAAUCUUCAAAUCCAAGCUGAUAACAAAAGUGAAUCAGCAAAAGACCAAACUCUAAUUCCUGUUGAUAAAGUACAGUUUUUCUCAACUCAUAACUUAUCAGAAGAAAAUAAAUCAAGUGAUACUUCUUCUAACAUUGAAUCAUCUGGAGAAUCAUCUUCUGAUCCGGCAUCUGAAUUUUCUUUUGCAAAUAAUUCAUCUUCAAAUAGUGAGAAUUUCAGUAAAGCAAAUAUCUCAGGAGACAUUUCUGUUGGAUCAAACAAAGCUGUUACUUUUCUCAGAGGAGAAGGUAACAUAGAAAAUGUACAAGACCUAAAUCGCAAUAGUAAAGAAGAGUGUAAAACUUCUUCCUAUGAAGCUGAAAAACAUGAAGAUCAAACUGAUUUUGAUAUUUUCAAGAAUUCAUUGGUUAUGGAAGCUUUCCUUUCUUCCUCUGAGUCGACUCUUCUUAACAGUAGGCCAAACGUUAAAGAAGAUAUUGAAGAUAAUGAAGAUUACGAACAUAAUCCAGUGGAAAAAACAGAAUCUGACAUAUUUGACGAGGUAGACGAGAAUUCUUCAAUUAAUUUUAAAGAAGAUUUGGAAAAUUUAGAUGAAUACGAAAAUCAAACGGAAACAAAACCAGUCGAUAUAAAUUCUUCUGAGCCCUUGGAUGACACCGAGGAAAAAUUAAGAAAUAUCUUUGCAAUGAUUCAAUCAGAUGAAAACUUAAACAAAACUGCUGAAAGUUUUGAAGAUCAAAGCAAAGAUCAGGGACUAUCUGAUGGCAAAAAACUUUUCAGCUGGCCUUCUUUACCAAACAAUCACAAUACUGAUAUAUUUCCAAUUAGAGAAUCGAAUGAAGAUCAAUUUCUUAGAGGAAGACGCAUAGAUUCUAUUUGGCAAGACAGAGAUUUUGAAGAUACAAUCGCUUCAACGUGGCUUGAAAGUUUCUUGAGUACCGAAAAUAAAGUUGAACAUUUACCAAGUGAAGAAGAUCACAUUGAAGAUUUAGUUGACAGUGAGAGUACUAUGGCUCUGUACGAUUCUACUGAAGAUACUAUCGCUUCUGACUGGUUAGAGCACUAUCUAUGUGAACAUGAUUCAGAUCGACUCUUAGAUGAAAUUAUUGAAGAGUAUGAUGAUUACAAAGCUUUGGAGGAAUCGAAAAAUUUAAUUCAUGAUACAAAUGAAAAUUCAGGACAUAGUCAAAUAAUUGAAGAAGUUAUAUUAAGUGAUCUUCAAAUCUGUACUAAUAAACAAGUUUACGAAAACAGAGAAGAUGCAAAAGAAAAUUUAGAAGAAAUAGAAACUGUUGAUAAUUUCGUUGAAUCAAACGAAAAUAUAUCUUCGAUUCAGCAAGCUGAAGAUUCAAACCUCCAGACAUUUGAAGCUGAUUCAGUAUCAGAAAGAAGUGUAGGAAAAGAAAUAAGGAUCAAUGAAAUAUCUAGCAACAGUACUGAAGAAAGUGAAGAAAAGUUAAAUGAUGUUCAAUCUUCGAGUUGGUGGGCAACGAAAUUAUCAGCUGCUCGUAAUGAAGUUUUAAGAACACCUAAAGUAAAAUCUGAAGAUGUUGAAUAUGUAAAAGAAGCUUCAUCAACAAAUGAAGAACAUCAACAUUUCUGCAAAGAAGAAGAACAGGUUUCUGAAACACUACACUUUGGAGAAGAUGUUUCAAAUUUUCUUGAAAGCCUUUUGGUGAAGACAAUUAAUUGUGAAAAAGAAGGAGAACCAACAUUUUUGAACCAAUCAAAAGAAGAUGUUCGAAAAAAUAGUGAAGAACAAGGAGAACUUGCUUCAAUUAUGUCAGAAGAGAAAAUUUCUAUCAAAAUAGAUAAAUUAGAAAGUGAAGAUACAAUUUCUUUAUCAAUUUCUGAAUCAUCUCUAGAACCCUCCAAUACUUCCUCAACUCUCCGUGAAGUUAUCACAACAUUCAAUGAAGUUGUCGAAAGCAUACAUUCCCAAAAGCAUAAAAAGUCUCAACUUCUUCAAGAAUUCAUUGCUAAUCCAUUGACGAAAACCUUUUCGGCUCAAACUGGUGACGAAAUCAAUCGUCAAAUUGAUAAACUUAAGGAUCAAAAAAAGGAAGAACUUUUAAAUUUAAUAGAUUGUGUUUACGCCCAAAGGGAAAAAUACGAUGAUACUCUGGAAGUAGUCAAUGGACGUUUGAUGGUUGUCAAACGGUCAACAGGUGCUUUGGAAGAAUUACAACCUCCGCCAUCAUCAUCAUCAUCAUCAUCACAACGACCAGGAUCCACAAAGUACAUCAACUGUGGUGUAAGUACCACUCAAAUAAGCUGCUGCAACGAAGACCAUGAUGAUGAUGAUGUUGAUGAUUGUAGGACAGCAGUAUUGUCUGAGGAUAACGAUAACGAUGAUGAUGAAGAUGAUGAGGAUGACAUCGAGCAGCAUGCAAGUGAUACUAAAAUAAAAAGUAUACUCUACUCCUGCUCGUCAGAGGACGUGAAUUGUGCAAAUGAGUCAGUUUCAUUUUCAUCGUUGGCAGGUUCGUCAACACAAAUCGAGAAGGAGGAGGAACAGGGUGAUAACUAUCAUCAUUCGGAUGAUAGUGACUCCCAACAGAGUGCAAAAUCAGAAAUCGAUUCUGAGGUUUCGCCAAAAUCCUGCAAAUGGCUGGGAAAGGAAGGAACAUCAUCAUCAGUAUCAAUACCAGCAGCUGCAGCUGAUUAUUAUAACCUAUCAAACAAUGUAGUAAGCGAAGGAGGAGCACACAGCACAAGGAGUGAAUUCCAAGUGGAGUUGGCUGAUUCGAUUCAAUCAUUUAUGGACUUUGGAGAGCCGGCUACUGCCCUAGAGGAUAUUGCAUUGAUUUUUGAAAACUCUAAGGCAGAAGAAUAGAGAGAAUUUUAGUUUAUUUAAUUUAUUUAUUUUUGUUUGUUUCUUUG
This is a messenger RNA of Episyrphus balteatus (marmalade hoverfly), 4923 nucleotides long. RefSeq names its product dynein axonemal assembly factor 1 homolog (gene dtr). Bases 116 to 4876 code for a protein of 1586 amino acids. The record is from RefSeq and is a predicted model, not a curated record. The transcript is spliced from 7 exons. Gene Ontology annotation, molecular function: protein binding. NCBI's taxonomy places the organism in Eukaryota, Metazoa, Arthropoda, Insecta, Diptera, Syrphidae.